AUGAAAUUCAAAGUCCUGCAAUUCAAAUACCCUAUUGGCGCUGGUGCAAUCAUUCGUCACCCCUGGAUCUCCAUUCCAGGCUGGGUUGAUUCACCCGCUGAAUUUGGCAUCACGCCAUCGGAAAGGGCCGAGAACGCUCAAGAGUACACGGGGCCUUUGAGCGGCUCUGCUGUUUGCCUGGGUGGCGCAAGUGUGAAAAACAACAAAUUGGAGAUCCACGUCCCGAAAAAGUUCACCUCUGAGAGACCGGCGUCAAUGCUUACUCGAGUCUCCUACAGCGACAUCAGUAUCAGUGAGCACCCACUAGCAUCCAGUCUUCCCAAGGAAACGGAAACUCCGUCAAUUCAGCACAGCCCCUUGGAUUUCUUGGAUCUUUCUCUUGGUCCGCGGAGCCCCUUGUGCUUGGAGGACUAUCUCAAGUCAGACAUUCCCCACAUGAACAUCCACAUUGUGUCAUUCAAAGAUGCAACUCUUGUAUCUGUGACCUGGCCGCACGUUCUCGGUGACAUCAUGAGUGCAUCCGCGAUAUGUGAAGCCUGGAGCCUUGUCAUGGCGGGUCGCGAAUCCGAAGUUCCUGCCUUCCUCUCGGCUGGCGAUGAGGAUAUUCUCGCCACUGCUGGCCAGAACCCCAAUUUCAGUGACAGACACAUUUUGCAGGGCCAGCAGCUGGCUGGGGUCUGGUUCUUGAUUUGGGUUGUCAGGUACUUCCUGGACAUUCUAUUGUGGCCCAACAUGGAAAGCCACAGCAUCUAUCUACCCCCAAAAGCAGUAGCUAAGCUCAAGGCCAAGGCAACGAUGGCGAUCAAGGCAGAACUCCCGGAGGCAAAGCCCUCGAUCGCCUCGCAUGCGUCACCAUUUGUCAGUACAGCGGAUGUUGUCUUUUCGUGGAUAAUAUGCUUGGCUGGUCGUGCGACGUUUCCAAAGGGCUCUCGACGCUCGGUCAUGAUCGGCUUCCCCUGCGAUGUCCGCGACCGGGCACCAUCUAUAUUCCCUUCGGCAAAAAAGGAAGUCGGAGUCUGGGUGCAGAACGCCUCUCCCCCACUUUUGACAACCGUUCCAGCACGGGACCUACUGGCGGAGCACGGCAUGGCUAGAGUUGCCCAGUCCAUACGCCACGCUAUAAUUACUCAGGGCACCGAGACCCAGAUCCACGCCCAAUAUCGCCUAGCGAGACAAACGUACCAGAAUAACGGUUUACCGCCCCUCUUUGGCGACACGAGCCAAUUCGCUAUCAACGGGACCAACUGGACCAAAGCAAACUUCUUCGAAAAAGUCGACUUCAGCCCUGCUGUAAUCAAAGACGCUGGCCUCAAUGACAAGCACGGUCAAAAAAGGACCAAGAAUGCUCUUGUCAACGGCUAUCAUGCCCGCCCAUCGAGGGUUGGAAAACCAGUCUACCUCCACGCCAACGAGCUCGCGCCACCAGGCACCCAUCAACCGCUCUCUCGGAACUUGGCCUACCUUGUGGGGACCCCAGCGGGCGGAUACUGGGCCGUAGGCAAAUUCCACCCAGCCGUCUGGAGGCAGGUUGAAGAAGCGCUUGCCGGUCUUCAAUGA
Molecule: messenger RNA, 1557 nt
Organism: Diaporthe amygdali
Lineage: Eukaryota; Fungi; Ascomycota; Sordariomycetes; Diaporthales; Diaporthaceae
Exons: 5
Coding region: 1-1557 (518 amino acids)
Source: RefSeq, a predicted model, not a curated record